GAAGAAAGAUGGCGGCUCUAUAGGAGAACCGAGGGCUCACAUUCUCAGCUUCAUACACCCGUAAACAAACCCUCCAACCCGGGGAGUGAAAACAACACCGUCCGAACCCCACAGGGACUCAUCUGCAGUGGAACUAAUUGGAGGCAAAAACCCCUGCAAAAAUAGGAGUAAUUAUUCCACCAUGAGAGGGAAAAGAGGCAGGCCGCCCAAACCUCUCCAAGCGGAGGAUUCUUCCCCGGCUGCAACGCGAGGUUUGCGGCCGCGGAGGAACAUAAAGCCCCGGGUGCGAAGUGACGACCACAGCGGGGAUGAGGAGGCAGUAAGCCCCGCAAGAGAGAGCCCUAAGCGGCGGAGAGGAGGAGGCAGGUUGGGGGGGUCGGGGACGACAACACGGGGCCGGGGAAGAGGGGGCAGAAGUCGGGGACGAGGAGGGAGGCGAACCCCGGUCUGCAAAACCGUGGUGUACGACGACCAUGAAAGUGAUGAAGACGACGAUGCUGUGAGUCUGAGAUCCGAGGAGGAGGAGGUGGAGGAGCCCCAGUCUGAGGAAGAUGAGGCCCUGAAAGAGGAGUCUGACUGCCUGGAGGAAGAGGAGGAAGAGGAGGAGGAUGGUGGAAGUUUGUGCACGGAGAGUAGCUUCAGGAGUCAGAGCACACAUGCAAGCACUCCGGGGAAGAGAAAAGGCCGGCCUCGACCUCGCAGCCCUAUCCUGGAGGAGAAGGAGAUUCCUGCUCUCAAACUCCCCGACUCCUCCGAGGAUCUCCUGGUUCCCAGCGCCGAACUCCUCAACGCCGCCUCCAUCUACGAGGUGCUACGUAACUUCAGCACGGUGUUGCGUCUCUCCCCGUUUCGCUUCGAGGACUUCUGUGCGGCGCUGGUGGGUCAGGAGCAGUGCACUUUAAUCGCAGAGACACAUAUUGCCCUCUUGAAGGUCAUCCUACGUGAAGAAGACACCUCCAACACCACGUUUGCCCCCGCCGACCUCAAAGACAGCGUCAACUCCACUCUGUAUUUUAUUGACGGCAUGACGUGGCCGGAGGUUUUGCGCGCGUACUGCGAGAGCGACCGGGAGUACCAUCACGUUCUGCCCUAUCAGGAAGUGGAUGAGUAUCCUUAUGGUCCUCUUGAGAGUAAAAUCAAGGUGUUGCAGUUCUUAGUGGAUCAGUUUCUGACCACCAACAUCGCCCGCGACGAGCUGAUGUCCGACGGCACCAUGCUGUACGACGAUCACUGCCGAGUGUGUCACCGUCUGGGGGAUCUGCUGUGCUGUGAGACGUGCUCAGCGGUGUAUCACCUGGAGUGUGUGAAACCCCCGCUGGUGGAGGUACCGGAGGACGAGUGGCAGUGCGAGAUCUGCGUCGCUCAUAAAGUGCCGGGGGUCACCGACAGCGUGACGGAGGCGCAGAAGAACCGGCCGUAUAUCAGACAGGAGCCCAUCGGAUAUGACCGCCACCAGAGGAAGUACUGGUUCCUGAACAGGAGGAUUAUUGUCGAGGAGGACGGGGAGCAGGAGAAGAAGGAGAAGGAGAAGAAGGAGAAGAAGCAGAUCUGGUACUACAGCAGCGUGAGGCAGCUGGAGGAUCUGAUGCAGGCUCUGGACCGUCAGUACUGGGAGGCCGAGCUCCACGCCGUGCUGGAGGAGAUGAAGCAGGAGGUCCACGCUCACAUGGACAUCACCGAGGAACUCACCAACAAAGCCCGGGGAAACAACAAAGCCUACCUCACCGCUGUCAACGACGUGGUCACGGAGCGUCUGAAGAUCAAGCGGGAGGCUCAGGAGGCGAGGAGGCGAGCAGAGGAAGCAGAAAGAGGAUCCUUAAAGGCGACGGAGGAGACAUCUGACGUCUCCUCGCAUCUCAACAGAGAGGAAAAAGACUCUGCAGAGGAGAGCAACGUCUCCGAAGCUAAACCUGGAGCCGAGGAGUCCCUUCAAACCAACAAGGAAACACAGUCUGCUAACACCACGAGUCGAGAGGACGGGGAAGCCUCUUCACUGGAAGCACAGGAGAGAACAGGUGAAGAUGCUAAAUCUGAGUCUAUCAAAGAGGACAAGCCCCCCGGUGAAGAGCAUGUUUCCAGCCUCAGGAAACCGGAGCAGCCGGACCUCAACGACCGCACCUCCAGGUCCUCGUUCACCAGCCAGGACGGGACAGACGAGUACAACGGGAAGGUCACCAGCAGCGUACGGAAACCAGCAGGAGAGCAAACCAACCACCAGAGAGGCAGCAAAGAGUCGUCUCCGGUUCGUUUUGACGGUGACUCCUCGCGCCUCAGCUUCUUAAAAAGGGAUCUGUCAGUGAACAUAAACAACCUGUUCAAGCUGGGUCAGGAGGGGAAGUACCGCGUGUACCACAACCAGUUCAGCACCAACGUCCUGGCUCUGAACAAGCACCAGCACCGCGAGGACCACGACAAGAGGCGCCACCUGUCGCACAAGUUCAGCCUCACCAUGGCCGCCGAGUUCAAGUGGAACGGAUCCAUCUUCGGGUCCCGCAGCCUCACCGUGUCCACGCUGCGCCUCACCAUCAUCCAGCUGGAGAGCAGCGUGCCCGGACCCUUCAUGCACCCCAACUGGGCCUCACACAGGAGCAACUGGAACAAAGCAGUGCAGAUGUGCAGCAAGGCCAGGGAGUUCGCUUUGGCUUUGGCUAUUCUGGAGUGUGCCAUCAAACCAGUGGUGAUGCUGCCUGUAUGGAAAGACUCUCUCGGACACACCAGGCUGCAUCGCAUGACCUCCAUGGAGAGGGAGGAUAAGGAGAAGGGGAAGAAGCGAGAGAAGAAGCUGGAGGACGAGGAGACGCUGCAGCAGGCCACCUGGGUGAAGUACAGCAUCCCCAUCAAGCACCAGGUGUGGAAGCAGAAGGGUGAGGAGUACAGAGUGACGGGGUGGGGUGGGUGGAGUUGGGUCAGUAAGACUCACGUGCCGAGGUUCGUCCCAAAGCUGCCCGGCAACACAAACGUCAACUACCGCAAAGACCUGGAGGCUAAAAUGAAGAAGGAAAAUGCAGCAGCUUGCACUAAUAAGCAGAAAAAGACGACUGAAACCGAGAAGGAGACGACUGCAAACACAUCGGAGGGGGUCAGUGAAUCCAUCGCUGCGUCAUCAGAGGACAACGCCACGCCUCAGGUCUCCAGAGAGGAGGACACACCUGCAGAGGAGGAAGGGUCAAAGACUGAAGGAGAGAAGAAGAGAGAAGAGGAGAAAAUGGAGGUCGACCCCCGCCCAGAAACUGCUGCUUCAACGGUGGAGAAAGAUGAAGCUGAAAACAAAGACCCUUCCUCGCCUUCUCUUCAGCCUCCGAUGGAAGAACCAAUCCAGAGAGUUGAACCCAAGAAGGAAGACGCGGCCACCUCGAAGCUCUUCGCCGACGUUGUGAACGUCAGCGAGGGCUUCCAGCUGAGGACGGCUUACAAGAAGAAGGUGAAGCCCUCCAAACUGGACGGUCUUCUGGAGCGUCGGGUCAAACAGUUCACUCUGGAGGAGAAGCAGAGACUGGAGAGAAUGAGACAAGCGGCACUUCUGGCAAAAAUAGCCGCCAUGAAGCCUGGAGUUAAAACGGAGAGCAAACAGCCGCCGGCCGUCACCCCGUGUGUCAAAAAAGAGCAAGCAGAAGGCGUUCCUGUGAAAGACAACGUGGUGAAGAAGCUCGACUUUGAACAGGAGCAGAUCAAACCAGACGUCGAUGUCAAAUCUGACGCUGAAGCACCCAAACAGAUGGAGGUGAAUGAUCUGCACAAAGAAGUGAACGGAGAAACGCCGUCAACCACCGAGUCUAGCGGUAAAAACAACUGUUUAUCGGACGCUAUGGAGAAAAAGACGGAAGUGGCUCGAGCGGGAAAACGUGUGUUUGAGGAAAUGGAGAAAGCUGGUGAACAGAGCAUGGAGGUAGAGGACAGUAAGAAGACUGAAGUGCAGGUUAACGGGAAAACUGAGGGUGGCGUUCCUGUAGAAAUGACCUCAGAACCAGCUCAAGGUGACAUCAAAGAGCCCGUGAAGUCUCUAAUGAACGGGAACCUCUCGCAGAAAAGCGACGUGUCCGACGCGAGUCACCAACCUCCUCUGAAAGUCCCGAAACUGGAGAACCACGUGGCGGAGAAAGGAGACUCUUUGGCGUUGGAUAGUGAGCCUGCUAAGCUAACAUCAUCAACCCCUGCUCUCGUGAAUAAUACAAGUACUGAAGGUUUGAAGAGCGCCACAACAGAAGCUCUAAACGCCCCGAAAACAGACUUGUCUCAAACAGGAAGUGGCGUCGUCUCCUCAGUUUCCUCCAGAGCCGUCGUCCCGCAGAAAACCAAACUUCAAGACACAAAGACGUCCACUUCCAGCUCCAUGACGAUCAGUAAAGAAUACUCUACGAAAGACCGGGUCAGCCUCCUGCGGUUCUACAAAUCCAGGAAGGCGCGUUCGGGUACCGCGCUGCCGUCAUACAGGAAGUUCGUCACCAAGAGCAGCAAGAAGAGCAUCUUUAUUCUGCCCAACGACGACCUGAAGAGGAUGGCGAGGAGAGCGGGCAUCAGAGAGGUUCCCAUCUUCAACUACAACGCUAAACCAGCCCUGGAUAUCUGGCCGUACCCCUCGCCUCGGCCCACUUUUGGGAUCACGUGGAGGUACCGUCUGCAGACCGUGCGCUCUCUGGCCGGCGUCAGUCUGAUGCUCCGGCUGCUCUGGAGCUGCCUGCGCUGGGACGACAUGUCCGUGAAGCCGUCUGCAGCCGUAGGGACCACACGCAAAGAGACCUCGGAGACGGACAUCACCACCACAGAGAUCAUAAAGCGCAGAGACGUGGGUCCGUACGGGAUCCGAUCAGAGUACUGCAUCCGGAAGAUCAUCUGCCCGCUGGGAAACAGAGACGCCCCCAAAGAAACCCCGACUCCCCAGAGGAAGGGUCUUCGGUCCAGCGCUUUGAGACCCAAGAAACACGAACCUCUGAAGCCCACUGGUCCUGUGGCUGUGGAGACGUGGGUCCCUGAAGAGGAGAUGGAGCUGUGGGAGAUCAGGGCCUUCGCUGAGAGGCUGGAGAGGGAGAAGACUCAGGGCGUCGACUCCUCUAAGAGCAGCACUCUGAAGACAGCCGAGGAGGUCAAAGCUCAUCUGGAGAACCAGCUGAAACAAGCCAGACUGGCUGCACAGCAGAAACGUCUGGAACCACUGAGACCGGGACCCCCUGCCACGCCUCCCUCCUCUUCCUCUCCCUCUCCCUCCCCCUCUCCCUCCUCCACCACACACAGACCGGGUCAGGUGACCUCGGGGGCUAAGAUGGUUCUGGCCAACAAACUGGGUUCUCCGGUGUCCUUCCAGCAGGACAAGAACUUCCACCAGUCCUUCGCCUCCUGGGUGAAGCAGGGCCAGAACAACGGCAGCCCAGGUGUCGUGCAGCAGAAGGCCCUGGGCAUCUUCCCCUCUGGACCCCCUGCUAACUUGAGGACUUAUAGCACAUUACAUCCAACGACUGGAAACAUGAACAUCAGAGCCUCCAACUCCACAACAACCACCCCGCAGCAGACAGUCACAACAGUAGGUCAAAUCCAAUCCGGCACCACACCUUCACCAGCUACGGCUGCGGGCGCAGCGAUGCUCAGGAGUCCAGCGUUGGCUCAGCAAGGCCAGCCUCAGCAGACUGGCUCCGCCCCCCUGCAGACCCCUCAGAGAGCAGCAGGUCCGGCCCCCCCAACCCCCGGACAGACGCCUGCCCCCCCCCAGCCCAGCAGACCCCAGCAGGGUCAGGUUAAACUCACCAUGGCUCAACUCUUGCAGCUCACACAGGGCGCUCAGGGGGGGAACCCUGGUCUGACGGUGGUGAUCCAGGGUCAGGGGCAGACCCAGGGGCAGUUACAGAUCCUCCCCCAGGGGGUGACGGUGGUCCCCAGCCCCGGGCAGCAGCUCAUGCAGGCGGCCAUGCCCAACGGCCAGGUGCAGCGGUUCCUCUUCACCCCCGUCCCCCCAUCAUCCUCACCCACUACCACCCCUCAAAUGCCGCCUCAAAGCCAAACCACCCCCUCGUCCCUGACACAAACAAAAAUGGUCGCCCCUCUUCCUGUCCCGACACAAAUGCCGAGUUUGGCUCCCAUGCAGAACAAAAUGGCGUCUCAGAUAUCCUCACCCACUUCCCUCCCCCACCCUAUUCCCUCCCCAGCAAUGACUCAAAUCUCCACCCUCUCUUCGGGGGUUUUCCCUGCACAAACUGCAGUUUCGCUCCCUGUCCCGGGACAAGUUGCACCCCACAUCCAGACACAUGUGUUAAGCCCCGCCCCUUCUUUAGCCCCGACUUUAAUCAAAACCUCCCCCCAAAUGGCUGUAUCUACAAACUCGCUUCAGAUCCCAGCGUCCGCCUCUCUUCCCUCUCCGGUCAGAGUCCCGACCCCAGCUCUCGCCCCCAUUUCCUCCCCAGUUUUAGGUGUUGUUUCCACACAGAUUUUAGCCCCCUCCCCAGGGGGUCUGACUCAGAUCCAGAUCCCCCUUCAUGUUCCUCUUCAUGCUGCUGUGGUCACCCCCGUCACCGCCACCGCUACAACACCCUCAGUGCCAGCUCUGGCGGAUCUUAGGACGGCUCAGCACCAGGUCUGGACCCCGACCUUGUCUCAGACCCUGGUCCAUCAGCCUCAGAACCUCCCCGCCCCCGCCCUGUCUCAGCCCCCUCCCCCAGGACUCCCUGCUGUGGUCUCAGUGCAGCAGCUCUCUCAGAUCCCAGUCUCUCAGAUCCCCCUCUCAGCGGUUCAGGUCCACAUGGGCCUCCCUGCUGUCAGACCCUCACAGCCUCAGAUCCAGACUCCUCUCUCCCCCCAGCGCCAGAACCAGAUCCAGAUCCAGACUCCUCUCUCCCCCCAGCGCCAGAACCAGAUCCAGAACCAGAUCAGGGCCCAGAUCCAGGUCCAACCGUUCGCCCAAGUGCAACACAUUCAGGCCCAAGCACAAGCCCAGAACCACAGCCAGGUCCGGGUUCAGUUCACGCCUCAAACGCAGACGCAGAACCUCCAGCCUCAGGUCCAGUUUCAGCCCCAGGUCCAGACCCGGGUCCAGCCUCAGUACCACCCGCAGAUACAGGCUUCGUUUCAACCCCAGGCUCAACAGCAGCAGGUCCAAACUCAGGCCCAGAACCAGCUCCAUCCCCAGGUUCAGAUCCAGUUCCAGCAACAGAGCCAGGUUCAGCAGCAACCCCAGGUCCAAACUCAAAUCCAAACCCAGUUCCAAGUCCAGCAGCAGCAGCAGCAACCACAGGUCCAAACUCAAAUCCAAACCCAGUUCCAAGUCCAGCAGCAGCAGCAACCCCAGGUCCAAACUCAAAUCCAAACCCAGUUCCAAGUCCAGUCCCCGCAGCAGAACCAGGUCCAGCAGCAGCAGAUUCAGAUCCAAGCCCAACCUCAAGUCCAAGCAAAGCUCCAGGUCCAGUUCCAGCCUCAGAACCAGACCCAGGUCCAGUUCCAGCCUCAGAACCAGACCCAGGUGCAAGUCCAGUCCCCCCUCAGGCACCAGCUGAUCACAGUACCGGGCCUCCAGCAGCCGGUGCAGCUCCUCUCCGCUCUUCCCCCCCACGUGGCGGCUCAGAUCCAGGCCCAGAUCCAGAUCCAGGCCCAGCAGCAGGGUGGAGCGGUACCGCAGCAGAUCAAACUGCAGCUGCCCAUCCAGAUCCAGCAGCAGCAGACCCAGAACCACCAGAUUCAGAACCUACAGAUCCAGCAGCAGCCGACCCAGAACCACCAGAUUCAGAACCACCAGAUCCAGAACCACCAGAUCCAGAACUUGGUGACCAUCCAGGCGCCGGCGAGCGUCCAGGAGCUGCAGAGGAUCCCACAUAAACCAAAGAAGAAGAAACAGCAGGAGGGGAAGCAGAAGGACCAGAACCAGAACCUGCAGGCUGUGAGCCCGGCGGGGGAGGGGGUCCAGAAACAGGCGGCGGUGGUGGUGAAGCAGAGUUCCUCGGCCGAGCAGCUGAAGCAGAAGAAAAGCCUCGCUGCCGCCGAAAGAGAGGAGAACCAGAGGAUGAUCGUGUGCAACCAGGUGAUGAAGUUCAUUCUGGACAAGAUGGAGAAGGACGAGAAGCAGGCGGCCAAGAAGAGGAAGAAGGAGGAGGUGGUGGAGCAGAAACGCUCCAAACAGAACGCCUCCAAGCUGACGGCGCUGCUGUACAAACACAAAGAGCAGCUGAAGGCGGAGAUCCUGAAGAAGAGAGCGCUGCUGGACAAAGAGCUGCAGCUGCAAGUCCAGGAGGAGCUGAGGCGGGACAUCGCUCGGCUGCAGAAGGAGAAGGAGAAGGCGAGAGCGGCCAUCACUCAGGCGGCUGCAGCCACAGUGAAGGCCGCCGCCGCCUCACACUCCUCCUCACACACUUCCUCCUCACACACUCCCUCACACACCUCCUCACACUCCACUCAUCACUCCUCACAUUCCUCCCACAGCGCACACCCCUCCCCCACCUCCUCCUCCUCUUCCUCACACAAACGUAAACGAGAGGAAGAGCGGGACAAAGACAGGAACCGGAUCAGAGACCGGCAUCACGACAAGGAGAAGAAACGGGAGCGGGACAAAGAGCGGGAGAAAGAGCGGGAAAAAGAUCGGGAGAAAGAGCGGGAGAAAGAGCGGGAGAAAGAGCGAGAUAAAGAGCGGGAGAAAGAGCGAGAGAAAGAUCGGGAACUCUGUAGAGAGAAAGAUAAAGACAGAGAAGGGGAGAUGGAGAAGGAGAGGGACAGACACCGGGACAAAGAGAAGGACAAAGAUCAGGACAGAGACAAAGACAGAGACAAACACAAGAAGAAGAAGAAGCCCUCGUCUUCCUCCAAGGAUCACAAGAAGGAGCCCAAACUGUACUGCGUGUGCAAGACGGCGUACGACGAGUCCAAGUUCUACAUCGGCUGCGACCUCUGCUCCAACUGGUUCCACGGAGCCUGUGUGGGCAUCACGGAGAAAGAAGCCAAGAAGCUGGAGGACUUUGUUUGUGACGCCUGUAAACGAGGUCAGGAGGGAGAGAGCACCGAGGAGGAGCUGUUCUGCAUCUGCAGGACUCCCUACGACGAAUCACAGUUCUACAUCGGGUGCGACCGCUGUCAGAACUGGUACCACGGGCGCUGCGUGGGGAUCCUUCAGAGCGAGGCCACGCACAUCGAUCUGUACGUGUGUCCGCAGUGCCAGUCCACCGAGGACGCCAUGACGGUCCUCACGCCGCUCACCGACAAGGACUACGAGGGGCUGAAGAGAAUACUGCGCUCCUUACAGUCUCAUAAAAUGGCGUGGCCUUUCCUGGAGCCGGUGGAUCCUCACGACGCUCCGGAUUAUUAUCGCGUCAUCAAGGAGCCCAUGGACUUCUCCACGAUGGAGACGCGUCUGCAGAAGCGACAUUACCAGAAGCUCACGGAGAUCGUGGCGGACGUGACCAAAAUCUUCGAUAACUGUCGCUACUACAACCCCAACGACACGCCCUUCUUCCAGUGUGCCGAGGUGCUGGAGGCCUUCUUCGUUCAGAAGCUCAAAGGCUUCAAAGCCAGCAGAUUGUCAGAUUCUUAAAGUAGCUGCAGUCUGGACUGGAUGCUGGCCUCUCUAUAUAUAAAAACAAUAACUUAAGAAGGAAAUCACACACACACAAACACACCAAUGUGCUUUCAUGUAAACGCCGGCAAUUUCACAUUUUUGGUAAUAUAAUAAUCAGUUUAAUCAGAAAAUGCAAUCAAGGGACCCUUUCUUCUCAUUAUUUCCUCCAAUCUGGCCUUUUUUUCAACAAUAACUCACGUCUUAAUCAGGAUUUUAAAUGCAUUUAUUGUAUUUAUUUUCUGAGCUUCAAUAGAUUAUGUGUCCACCUUACGGGAUAUAAAACAAAAACCAUAUGUAAAGCUGCGUAUUUUAUUAUAUAGAGAUAUUUAUGAGAAGUUUUGUAUGUUACAUCCCCUUUGAGUUUGAUUGAGCUGGUUGUUAAGAUCUUGAAUGUACAUACUUUUUUAUCAUGUACAGCGGUUGUAUGUUUGAAUGUUUUAAAUAAUUAUGAAACCAAUCAUUUUUAGAUAGUAUUAUUUUAAGAAAAUGUACUACAAAGCGCUUCACAACCUCAGUUUGGAAGAUUUCCUCCCUAAAUAAAGGCAUUCCCAGAUGUUUCCUCCUGCAGGAUUCUCCGCUUUUGCAUCCUCGUUGUUGUGUAUGUCGCAGAAAUAAAUAUAAAAAUCACGAAGGGCUCUCAACUCUCCCCUCUCUCCACAUCCUGUAGGUCUCAUAACAACAAGCUACAGUGUUCCACGGUCUCUUAGAAAAAAGCAGCGCACAUUUCUCAAACAACAAAACAAAUGCACUUGCCAAGAAAACUGCUAUUUUUCUGAACUGUGUGACGGAUUCUCGUGCUGCGUUCAGGGUCUGCGUUGACGCUCUGAAAGGGACCUUUUUUUUGGACCUGUGUUCAUCGGUGGGACUGAACUGAGGAGCGUUCAGAAGACGGUUUACCUCGGAGAAAAGACUCUUUAAGGAGCUCUCAUAUUUCCAUGUUUAUUUUUUUUUUGGGAUCUCAGUCUUUUCAUUCUUUGUCUUUCUUGUUUAACAAAAAGGCCAUCCGACAUUUCCAACGAGAAAUUUGAAUAUUGACGAACAAUAGCUGAGUUUUACUGAGCAUCAAGUGUCUAAAUUAGCCUUUUUUCCACUUUUUGUUUAGAAAGACGGUUGGAAAGCAGUAGGUUUAACGUCUUCGACCUACUGAUCGAACAGUAAUAAGCUAUUGUAAAUGGAUCGACUGACUCAGAAGGACGACUUGAUAAAUCUGAAGGUUUCUGCCCUGUUUGUAAAAAAAAAUAAUGAUUAUAAUUGUCCAAUUUUCACCUGAUUUCUUUUUCUUUUUUUGUAUUACAUCUGGAGAAAUAUUGAUGUAUAUGGAACUUAAUAAAAUAUAAAAGACUGA
Molecule: messenger RNA, 10865 nt
Organism: Trematomus bernacchii (emerald rockcod)
Lineage: Eukaryota; Metazoa; Chordata; Actinopteri; Perciformes; Nototheniidae
Product: nucleosome-remodeling factor subunit BPTF-like
Exons: 30
Coding region: 182-9496 (3104 amino acids)
Biological process (GO): regulation of transcription by RNA polymerase II
Cellular component (GO): NURF complex
Molecular function (GO): RNA polymerase II cis-regulatory region sequence-specific DNA binding
Source: RefSeq, a predicted model, not a curated record